CGACUCGACAAGAAAGAAAGGAGUGAUCGAUGAAUUGAUGCUCCAUUUCAGUUUCCUCUCCCAAGAUAGAAGAUUCUCCUCCUGCAGGUGCUACACCCACUGUGUAACUUCAACUACGAGCUUCGCAUUCAUCGACCAUGGGCACGGUUGAAGUUCUCGUGGCUCAAAUCCAAGGGUUGUCCAGUACGGCCGGCGAUAUCUCACGCCUCCACACUCUUCUCAAGCAAUCAGAAGAACUGCUUCACACCGACACCGCUUCUUUACCUUCCGCAUUGACUCAACUUGAUGCUUCCAAACACUCUCUAGGAUAUCUCUACGUUCUAGAGGCAUGCACGUCCGGACCAAUUUCACAAGAGCAAUCCAGUUCAACUGUUCUGACUAUUUCAAGAUUUAUCUCUUCUUGCAACCCAGAGCAGAUUCGCUUAGCACCUGAAAAAUUCGUCUCUGUUUGCAAGAGGCUCAAAGAACAAGUUUUGCUACUUGAGGCUCCAUUAAGAGGAGUGGCUCCACUUCUUACUGCUAUUAGAAAACUCCAGACCUCCUCAGAACACUUAACUACUUUACAUCCGGAGUUUCUUCUUCUUUGCGUAUUAGCAAAGUGCUACAAAGCUGGCAGAUCCAUUUUGGAUAAUGAUAUUCUCGAGGUUGAUCAACCGAGGGACCUGUUUCUUUAUUGUUAUUACGGGGGGAUGAUAUGCAUAGGACUAAAGCUAUUUCAUAAAGCGCUUGAGCUUCUUCAUAAUGUUGUAACUGCUCCGAUGCCAACAAUAAAUGCUAUAGCUGUUGAAGCAUACAAAAAAUACAUUUUGGUCUCACUCAUUUACAAUGGACAAUUUUCAACCAGUCUCCCGAAGUACACUUCUUCAGUAGCUCAGAGAAAUUUAAAAAACUUCUGUCAGCCCUACAUUGAAUUGGCAAAUAGUUAUAGCACGGGAAAUAUUACCGAAUUAGACACUGCUCUUCAAACAAACAAGGAGAAAUUUGAAAGUGACAACAAUCUUGGACUCGUGAAUCAGGUUGUAUCUUCUAUGUAUAAGCGCAACAUUCAGAGAUUAACACAGACGUACUUGACCCUCUCUCUCCAAGAUAUAGCCAAUACUGUUAAACUCAACAGCCCAAAGGAAGCUGAAAUGCAUGUACUACAAAUGAUCCAGGACGGUGAGAUUUUUGCAACAAUUAAUCAGAAAGAUGGAAUGGUCAGAUUCCUUGAGGAUUCUGAGCAGUACAAAUCCAGCAAGAUGAUUGAACAUAUUGACUCGUCAAUCCGGAGGAUAAUGACACUUGCGAAGAAAUUGACUACUAUGGAUGAAAAUAUAUCAUCUGAUCCUCUGUAUUUGGCAAAGGCUGGAAGAGAGAGGCAGAGAUUCGAUUACGAUGACUUUGACUCUGUUCCUCAAAAAUUUAAUGUUUGAAUGUUAACCACCCUAUGUACUAUGAAUUUUGAUGGGGGCAAUGGAAAUUGAUUCGUAUUUUAUCUCGUUCCAAGAGACAAAGCCUUUCAAGGCCAUUUGCUCCUUAUGAGAAGUGUAUGUUUGUAUUC
Messenger RNA from Momordica charantia (bitter melon), 1540 nucleotides. It is a transcript of the gene COP13, whose product is annotated as Proteasome component (PCI) domain protein. Lineage: Eukaryota; Viridiplantae; Streptophyta; Magnoliopsida; Cucurbitales; Cucurbitaceae. Gene Ontology annotation, cellular component: COP9 signalosome. The record is from RefSeq and is a predicted model, not a curated record. Gene Ontology annotation, biological process: ubiquitin-dependent protein catabolic process.